CGAGCUCAAAAUCUUGUUGCUGCGUGCGCUUUUCAGGCCCUUCAAGUUGGCGGAGUCUAGCCUGUGUAGGACAGACUCUUGGAGACUCGGAGGCCUGGAGGAGUUUUUGGCGCCUUUUGGUUGGUUCAAAAACCUUUCUUGUAGAUAGACAUUCGCUGGCGUGAAGCGAAGCGGCCCAGCAACAUCUGUGCGACUUAGGUUUAUUUGAAGCGGCCAAGCGGGAAUCUUGUAGGAGGUUUGCGACUUUAGUCAGCAGGUUACAAUGACGUCGUCUUUGGUCAGGGCUGGGCUGCAGUCUGGGCAGCUAUCCCUUAGCAGCUCGCUUGGCCUCCAGCAGCAGACAUGCCAGGGUGCGCCUCAGGCCGCGCUCGUGCGCAUGUCUGCCACUCGGCGACCGAGGAGGAGCGCUCCUGCCAGGUCUCUGGAGUCCUUUUCAGGGAUGCGGAAGGCGAGCGUUGUUGAUGUCGCAGGGGCUAGGGGUGUACAGUCAGCAGACUUGAGAGCAGCGGUGGCUGCCUCCAUGGAGGCUGUGCCUGUGGGGAGGCAGGCUGGCAGGCGGGGCGAGACAGUGGCCAUGUUCGAGCGGUUCACAGAAAAGGCCAUCAAGGUUAUCAUGCUAGCGCAGGAGGAGGCACGGAGGCUAGGGCAUAACUUUGUUGGAACAGAGCAGAUCCUGCUGGGGUUGAUUGGCGAGGGCACGGGGAUUGCUGCGAAGGUGCUCAAGUCCCUGGGGGUCAACCUUAAGGAAGCCAGGGUGGAAGUGGAGAAGAUCAUCGGGCGGGGGAGUGGUUUCGUGGCCGUGGAAAUUCCUUUCACUCCAAGGGCAAAGCGGGUGCUGGAGCUGUCCCUGGAAGAAGCACGCCAACUGGGCCACAAUUACAUUGGGACCGAGCACUUGCUUCUUGGGCUGCUUAGAGAAGGGGAGGGCGUCGCUGCCAGAGUGCUGGAGAACUUGGGAGCUGACCCUGGCAACAUCAGGACACAGGUCAUCCGGAUGGUUGGUGAGAGCGCUGAGCCCGCGGUUGGCGUGGGCGCCGGCGGCGUGUCUGGGAAUACCAAGAUGCCGACGCUGGAGGAAUAUGGCACAAACCUGACAAAGCUUGCUGAAGAUGGCAAGCUUGACCCUGUGGUAGGCAGGCAGCCCCAGAUUGAGCGUGUCACCCAGAUCCUCGGCAGGCGUACGAAGAACAACCCUUGCCUGAUUGGCGAGCCCGGUGUCGGAAAGACCGCCAUUGCUGAGGGGCUGGCUCAGAGGAUUGCCUCAGGAGACGUUCCCGAGACAAUUGAGGGCAAGAAGGUCAUCACUUUGGACAUGGGUCUGCUGGUGGCUGGUACAAAGUACCGAGGAGAGUUUGAGGAGCGGCUGAAGAAGCUGAUGGAGGAGAUCAAGGCCGCGGAUGACAUCAUCCUCGUGAUUGAUGAGGUGCACACGCUCAUUGGUGCGGGUGCUGCAGAGGGCGCCAUCGAUGCGGCCAACAUUCUGAAGCCCGCUCUGGCGCGUGGAGAGCUGCAGUGCAUUGGUGCCACCACGCUGGACGAGUACCGGAAGCACAUUGAGAAGGACCCUGCCCUGGAGCGGCGGUUCCAGCCUGUGACAGUUCCCGAGCCGUCUGUGGAGGAGACAGUGGAGAUCCUGAAGGGCCUGCGCGAGCGGUACGAGAUUCAUCACAAGCUGCGCUACACCGACGAGGCGCUUGCCGCCGCCGCGCAGCUCUCCUACCAGUACAUCAGCGACCGUUUCCUGCCCGACAAGGCCAUCGACCUCAUCGACGAGGCUGGGUCCCGCGUGCGCCUGCAGCAUGCACAGCUUCCCGAGGAAGCGCGCGAGCUCGAUAAGCAGCUCCGUGCGCUGACCAAGGAAAAGAACGACUCUGUGCGUGACCAGGACUUUGAGAAGGCGGGCGAGCUGCGGGACAAGGAGAUGGAGCUAAAGACGCAGAUUGCAAACAUCAUUGAGAAGAGCAAGGAGGGGCAGAAGGCGGAGCUGGAGGCUGGGGAUACCGGCCCGAUGGUGACGGAGGCGGACAUUCAGAAGAUCGUGGCGGCGUGGACGGGCAUCCCUGUGGAGAAGGUGUCGGCGGACGAGGGCGACAGGCUGAUGAAGAUGGAGGGAACGCUUCACCAGAGGGUCAUUGGUCAGGACGAGGCCGUGAAGGCUAUUUCUCGUGCCAUCCGGCGUGCGCGUGUGGGUCUCAAGAACCCCAACCGGCCCAUUGCCAGCUUUAUCUUCUCUGGGCCUACUGGUGUCGGAAAGUCCGAGCUGGCCAAGUCCUUGGCCUCUUACUACUUCGGGUCAGAGGAGGCGAUGGUGCGUCUCGACAUGUCCGAGUUCAUGGAGCGGCACACGGUGUCCAAGCUGAUUGGGUCCCCCCCCGGUUACGUUGGCUACAGCGAGGGCGGCCAGCUCACGGAGGCGGUCCGGCGGCGACCAUACACCGUCGUGCUGUUCGAUGAGAUUGAGAAGGCGCAUCCCGAUGUGUUCAACAUGAUGCUUCAGAUUCUCGAAGACGGGCGGUUGACGGACUCGAAGGGGCGGACUGUGGACUUCAAGAACACGCUGCUGAUCAUGACCUCCAACGUGGGCAGCAGCGUCAUUGAGAAGGGCGGCGGUGGCCUCGGCUUCCAGCUGGACAGCGACCCCGUCGACAGCAGCUACAACAGGAUUAAGAACCUGGUGAACGAGGAGCUGAAGCAGUACUUCCGGCCCGAGUUCCUGAAUCGGCUGGACGAGAUCAUCGUGUUCAGGCAGCUCACCAAGCUGGAGGUCAAGGAGAUUGCCACCAUUAUGCUCAAGGAGGUCUUCGGCCGCCUUGAAAAGAAGGGCAUUGACCUCCAGGUCACGGAGAGGUUCCAGGACCGCGUUGUAGAUGAGGGGUACAGCCCCAGCUACGGAGCCCGGCCGCUGAGGCGUGCAAUCAUGCGACUGCUGGAAGACAGCAUGGCGGAGAGGAUGCUUUCCGGCGAGAUUAAGGAGGGCGACUCCGCCAUCAUCGAUGUUGACGCCAGCGGAAACAUCACGGUGCUCAACGGCAGCACUGGCACCGCCUCCACCAUCGAAGUAGAUUCACAGCCUGCUGGCAUCGCAUAAGGUCGAAGAGCCCACUAGCGAUAAUACUUUUGCACGGGCAGGCUAGGUUAGCGCACUGGAAAAGAGCGGGUGUCUGGGCGGUUGGUCUGUAAUAAGGGCAUGUUAGCUUGGUCUGCCCGUGCUCAUUGCGAGGGGGACGAUUGAUAUCCAUUCUUGACAACUUUCAAAACAGCAAAUCUGACUGGAUGGCAUAGGAGUCUUGAAGGACGUCCAAGGUAGUUGUGCAAUAUGUAGUUUAUGGAGCGUGACCAUUGAAACCACGUCUUCUUGUUGGACCGAUUUGCGCCUUAUGCCAAGGGUACUUUAUAACAUGUCAGUGCUUGGGCUGGAAUUCGUGGGCGGUUUUCAUGCAAAAUGGAAUCGUUCUUGUCGUUGAUAACAUACCUUACAGGUGUGCCCUGC
Messenger RNA from Klebsormidium nitens, 3490 nucleotides. Lineage: Eukaryota; Viridiplantae; Streptophyta; Klebsormidiophyceae; Klebsormidiales; Klebsormidiaceae. The record is from the annotation of a GenBank genome assembly.